Molecule: messenger RNA, 1159 nt
Organism: Neltuma alba
Lineage: Eukaryota; Viridiplantae; Streptophyta; Magnoliopsida; Fabales; Fabaceae
Product: EEF1A lysine methyltransferase 4-like
Exons: 9
Coding region: 174-896 (240 amino acids)
Molecular function (GO): S-adenosylmethionine-dependent methyltransferase activity
Source: RefSeq, a predicted model, not a curated record
GAGUUUCCGAUCGAAGUUUCAGGAAUCGGCGAGCUUAGCAGUUAUUAUGGUUGUUCUGCAGAUCAUAAUUACAACACCACGAAGCUGAGACUUUGAAGAAGUUCGGCUUUGAUCCUUCUUGUUUGGUGCUGCGCAAGCUCCUCUGUCUUCCAAGUUCCAAGAUCCUAUCAACAAUGACGACGACGGUGACCGCGUCGGCUACCCAAGCUUACGGUGAAACCUGGUACUGGGACAAUCGCUAUUCCAACGAACCUGGUCCUUUUGAUUGGUACCAAAAGUAUCAAACCUUAGCUCCCAUCAUGAAUCUCUAUGUCCCUCGCAAACACCGGAUCCUUGUUGUCGGUUGCGGCAAUUCAGCAUUUAGCGAAGGCAUGGUUGAUGAUGGUUACGAAGAUGUUGUCAACGUUGAUAUAUCCUCUGUUGUGAUUGAAGCUAUGCAGAACAAAUAUCGGGAUCGUUCCCAGUUGAAAUAUAUGCAAAUGGAUGUCCGAAAUAUGAGUGCAUUUGAAUCAGAUUCCUUUGGUACUGUAAUUGACAAAGGGACUCUUGAUUCUCUUUUGUGUGGAAGUAAUUCGAGACAGAACGCCACCAUGAUGCUUGAAGAGGUUUGGAGGGUUCUCAAGGAUAAAGGAGUUUAUAUCCUGGUAACCUAUGGAGCUCCAUUAUAUCGUCUACGUUUGCUCAGAGAGUCAUGCUUAUGGAAUAUAAAGCUCCAUGUGAUAGAGAAACUUGCGUCAGAAGAGAAGUCUAAUGGUCCAGUCUGGGAGCUGACUACUCCUGUCCCACUCAAUGAUGAUGGAAGCUCAGUGGAGCAAGCACUUGGAAAAAAUCCGGAUGUGCAUUAUAUUUAUGUUUGUGUUAAGGAUGAAUCUUUGAAGUCAAGCUCCAAAGAAUGAACAAGCAGAUCAGUGGGGGAAGACAUGCAUUUUAGUUCUUCAAAUUUGUUCUAUGAUAAGUACUUUUUUUUUUCCUUCUGUUCCAACUUUGAAUUUGAGAGGUAGAAUAUGAAGUCUACGAGUUUCAAUUUCUGUAUGAUGAAUGCCCCCCAGCCCUGUGAAUCUGUGAUGUUACACGACUUUUCCGCAUGGUUCCUGUAAAUUGGACCGUUUAAAUUAUAAUUGUGAUAAAUUUAUUUUUUUUUCCUCGCUGAGUUAGAAAA